Molecule: messenger RNA, 3666 nt
Organism: Danio aesculapii
Lineage: Eukaryota; Metazoa; Chordata; Actinopteri; Cypriniformes; Danionidae
Gene: dnm2b
Product: dynamin 2b
Exons: 23
Coding region: 138-3050 (970 amino acids)
Cellular component (GO): membrane; microtubule; cytoplasm
Molecular function (GO): microtubule binding; GTPase activity; GTP binding
Source: RefSeq, a predicted model, not a curated record
CUCUGACCGGAUAUGAGAAGUUUCUCGCAGACAGUUUUCUGACAGCUGGACUUCGUGUUUGUUUUCUUUCAGUAAAGCGAAGGCGGGUGAUGAAGUGAGUUUCUCUGAGCUCUGAGGGUCUGCUAAAGCUCGUCAUCAUGGGGAACCGCGGGAUGGAGGACUUGAUUCCCCUCAUUAAUAAGCUGCAGGACGCCUUCAGCUCCAUCGGCCAGAGCUGCAAUCUGGAGCUGCCGCAGAUCGCGGUGGUCGGCGGGCAGAGCGCCGGCAAGAGCUCCGUGCUCGAGAACUUCGUGGGAAGAGAUUUUCUGCCGAGAGGAUCAGGAAUAGUCACUCGCAGGCCUCUGAUUCUCCAGCUGGUGAACAGUAAAGCUGAAUAUGCAGAGUUCCUGCACUGUAAGGGCCGCAAGUUUGUGGACUUCGAUGAGGUCCGGAUGGAGAUUGAAGCAGAAACAGACCGAAUCACUGGAUCUAACAAGGGAAUCUCUUCAGUGCCGAUUAACCUGCGCGUUUACUCGCCCAACGUGCUGAAUCUGACGCUGAUCGAUCUUCCGGGCAUGACGAAGGUGGCGGUGGGCGACCAGCCGCAGGACAUCGAGUACCAGAUCCGGGACAUGCUGAUGCCGUUCAUCUCCAAAGAGAACUGUCUGAUUCUGGCCGUCACUCCGGCUAACAUGGACCUGGCCAACUCUGACGCGCUCAAGAUCAGUAAAGAGGUGGACGCUCAGGGUCUGCGCACCAUCGGUGUGAUCACCAAGCUGGACCUGAUGGAUGAAGGAACCGACGCCAGAGACAUCCUGGAGAACAAGCUGCUGCCGCUGCGCAGAGGUUAUAUCGGUGUGGUGAACCGCAGUCAGAAGGACAUUGAUGGCAGGAAGGACAUCCGUGCGGCUCUGGCUGCUGAGAGGAAGUUCUUCCUGUCCCAUCCAGCAUACAGACACAUGGCAGAGAGAAUGGGCACACCGUACCUGCAGAAAACACUCAACCAGCAACUGACGAACCACAUCCGCGACACACUGCCGGCGCUGCGCAGUAAACUGCAGUCUCAGCUGCUGUCGCUGGAGAAAGAGUUGAAGGAGUACAAGAACUUUAAACCAGACGAUCCUGCGCUCAAAACCAAAGCCCUGCUGCAGAUGGUCCAGCAGUUCGGUGUGGACUUUGAGAAGUGUAUCGAGGGCUCUGGAGAUCAGGUGGACACUCUGGAACUCUCCGGCGGAGCUCGAAUAAACCGUAUCUUCCACGAGCGAUUCCCCUUCGAGCUGAAGAAGAUGGUGUUUGAUGAGAUGGACUUGCGGAGGGAGAUCAGUUAUGCCAUCAAGAACAUUCACGGAGUCAGGACGGGGCUCUUCACCCCAGAUCUGGCCUUCGAGGCCAUCGUGAAAAAGCAGCUGAUAAAGCUGAAGGAGCCGUGCCUCAAGUGCAUCGACCUGGUCAUCCAGGAGCUGAUCAACACGGUCAGGCAAUGCACAUUGAAGCUGAACUCGUAUCCUCGGCUGAGAGAAGAGACGGAGAGAAUCGUCACCACACACGUCAGAGAGAGGGAGAGCAAAACCAAAGAGCAGAUGAUGCUGCUGAUCGACAUCGAGCUCUCCUACAUCAACACAAACCAUGAAGACUUCAUUGGAUUCACCAAUGCUCAGCAGAGAAGUGCCGCCGUCACUAAGAAGCAAACCGUUCCCAAUCAGGUGAUCCGCCGUGGUUGGCUGACCAUCAACAACAGCUUCAUGAAGAGUUGGUCCAAGGACUACUGGUUCGUGCUGACGGCGGAGUCUCUGUCCUGGUACAAGGAUGAGGAGGAGAAGGAGAAGAAGUUCAUGCUGCCGCUGGAUAACCUGAAGCUGCGGGACGUGGAGAAGAGCUUCAUGAGCAACAAACACACCUUCAGCAUCUUCAACACUGAGCAGAGGAACGUGUAUAAAGACCAGCGUCAGAUCGAGCUGGCCUGCACCACUCAGGAGGAUGCGGACAGCUGGAAAGCCUCUUUCCUCAGAGCGGGAGUCUAUCCUGAGAAUGACCAGAACGAGGACGCAUCAGCAGACUCUCUCUCCAUAGACCCUCAGCUGGAGCGUAAGGUUGAGACCAUCAGGAAUCUGGUGGACUCGUACAUCAGCAUCGUCAACAAGACCAUCCGAGACCUGAUGCCCAAAACCAUCAUGCACCUGAUGAUCAACAGCGUGAAGGAGUUCAUCUACUCUGAGUUGCAGGCGUACCUGUACUCGUCAGGUGAUCAGAACAGUCUGAUGGAGGAGUCGGCGGAGCAGGAGCAGCGGCGGGACGAGAUGCUCCGCAUGUACAACGCUCUGAGAGAGGCUCUGAAGAUCAUCGGGGACAUCAGCACAUCCACCGUCACCAUACCUAUGCCUCCGCCGGUGGACAAUACCUGGAUACACACUGACCCCAGUCCUCCAUCUCCACAUAAGCCAUCAGCAGGAUCAGCCCCGCCCCCUUGUCAUGCUCCUGCAGUGCGAGGCCCCACCCCUGGAGCUCCAGCCCCGCCUCCUCAAAACCCCUCCCCUGCCUUUGGAGCUCCGCCUGUUCCCUCCAGACCCUCUACACUGGAGCCAGCUGCAGCUUCGCCCCCUCAGGUACCAUCCCGCCCUGCACAAGUCCCGCCCACUCUGCCACCCGAGAUACCCAGUUCUCCGUCUCAGCAUAAGCCAUCAGCAGGAUCAGCCCCGCCCCCUGGUCGUCCUCAUGCAGUGCAAGGCCCCACCCCUGGAGCUCCAGCCCUGCCUCCUCUAAACCCCUCCCCUGCCUUUCGAGCUCCGCCUGUUCCCUCCAGACCCACUACACUGGAGCCAGCUGUAGCUCCACCCCCUCAGGUGCCGUCCCGCCCUGCACAAGUCCUGCCCACUCUGCCACCCGGGAUACCCAGUCCUCCAUCUCAGCCUGUUCCCUCCAGACCCACUACACUGGAGCCAGCUUCAGCUCCGCCCCCUCAGGUGCCAUUCCGCCCUGCACAAGUCCCGCCCACUCUGCCACUCAGGAGACCUCCAGCGACUCCAAACAGACCCACAAUCAUCCGCCCGUCAGAACCAUCUCUGCUGGACUGAAGAAUGAGCUGCACACCAGUGCUAGACAUCAACACACACACACACACACACACACCAGAGGAGAUGACAACAAAACACACAUGUGCAUACACACACACACACACACACUAGAGACAAUGCACACGUCAGAGCACACACACACUACACCAGAGGAGAUAACAACACACAAUACUCAGACACACACUAACACACACACACACGCUACUCAUAAACACACACAAGCCUUGCCAAAAAAGACAAGAACACACACACACUAACACACAUCAUGUCAGAUGAGACCACAACACACACACACACGACAACAACACACAAGCACACACAUUACACCAGAGAUGACAACACACACACAACUCACAAACACACACAAGCCUUGCCAAAGAUAGGACAACACACACACUAUCGCACGUCUCUGAUGAGCCACAACACACACACACACACACACAUGACAGCAACACACAUAUGUAUAUGCACACACACUAAACCAGAGGAGACAACAACACACACUACUUACAAGCGCACACAGCCCAUGCCAGAAAGAUGACAACACACACACACACGACAACAUGCACAAGCACACACUACACCAGAAGAGAUGAGUCACAUACACACACUCUAC